AUGGACUACUCCAAGAGCAAAUCAGUCCGGGGUCCUCCAAACGAGCUGUUGGCCAUCGCCACACUUGAUCAAGAUCGAUGUCGUAUUGGCCUCCUCCCGAUUCUCUCGGGCUCGCAGGCUGCCGCAUCAACAGGCAUUGCUCACCUUGGCUUCAUGAUGGCAAAGAACAAGUCCGUGAACGACAUUGACCGCGAACCGUCCGUCCAGGACGGCGCAGCCGACGUUAUCAUCCCGGCCGAAAAGACCAAGUACGAACAAGAGCACGUGGACAUCGGGCUGGCAUACUUCCAACAGUCGCAGACCAUGGACCCUGCACACCGCGAGGCGGUCGCCCGAAGGGUGCUCAAGAAGAUCGACUUCGUCCUGCUGCCGGCCAUGUGUCUCAUCUACCUGCUGUCGUUUCUCGACAAGCAGACGCUCAACUACGCCAACGUAUACGGCCUCAAGACGGACCUGGGAUUGGUGGGCAACCAGUAUUCGUGGGUCGCGUCCAUCACCAACAUCGGCUACCUGGUCCGGUCGUACCCGUCGACCCUGGCCCUGCAGAAGUUCCCCAUCGGCAAGUUCAUCUCGGUGAUGCUGGUGCUUUGGGGUAUCAUCCUCGUCGCCACGGUGGGCGCGCACAACUGGGCCGGGCUGAUGGCGCUGCGCUUCAUCCUGGGCGGCCUUGAGGCGGGCAUUGGCCCCGCCUGGAUGCUCAUCACCAGCAUGUUCUGGACGCGUGAGGAGCAGCCGCUACGCAUGUGCAUCUGGCUGGGCAGCAACGGCAUCUCGCAGAUGCUGGGCUCCGGCAUCUCGUGGGGGCUCGGCCACACCAAUAACCAGCACCUGACGCCCUGGCAGCUCGUAUUCCUCGUCAUUGGCGUCAUCACCAUCUGUGCGGGUGUCGUUGCCUUUAUCUACUUCCCGUCGAGCCCUGUCGACUGCAGGCUCUGUGACGAGGAGGAGCGCGUCGUGUCGAUCUGGCGCGUGGCCGACAACCAGACUGGUAUCAAGCACGGCAAGAUCCUGUCGUACCAGAUUCGCGAGGCGCUGCUGGAGCCGCGUGUGUGGUUCAUCGCUGGCCAGCAGCUGUCCAUCGGCAUCAUCAACUCCUCGGUGGCCAACUUCAUGAGCGCCCUGCUGAGCGGCUUUUGCUACAGUCCAGUCGAGGUGGUCCUUUGGCAGUUGCCCAACGGCGCCUUCCAGCUCGUCUGCACUGUCGCCGCCGGCCUCGUGGCCUCGCGGUUCAAGAACAUGUCCAUCAUCAUGAUCCUCGUCGUUCACGUGCCCUCGCUCGCGGGCAUCAUCGGCAUCGCCACCAUCGACCUCGGCCACCGCCUGGCCCUCACGGCGUGCUGCUGGCUGCUCGGCGUCGUCGGCGCGGCCAUCAUCCUCAACUGGUCCGUCAUCGCCUCCAACGUCGCCGGCCACACCAAGCGCAUGACGGUCAACGGCCUUAAUUUUGUCUGCUACGCCACAGGCAACAUCAUCGGGCCCUUCAUGUUCACCCCCGCCGAGGCGCCGCGCUAUCUCACCGCGAUCAAGGCCCUGAUCGGCAUCUACGCGUCUUCCAUGUUCUUCACCGCUCUGAUUGGCGUCUGUCUGUGGCUGUCCAACCGUAACCGGGACCGCGAGGCUGCCGCGAAUCGGCCCGCGGCGGCCGAGACGUCCGAGGAGGCGCUGGAGGAUGGGUUCUUAGACAAGACGGACCGCGAGCUCCGGUCUUUUCGAUACAAGCUCUGAUGUCUGGCUGCCGGAGCCACUGUAUAUAUUUCGAUCGUUCUAUCGGCGGUUAAAGAGUGACCCUCCGCCGUCAGCCCUUUUUCAUAUAGCAUAGUAUAUGUUCCUUCUGAACAGAUGGUGGAUUGUCGAAAC
This is a messenger RNA of Microdochium trichocladiopsis, 1857 nucleotides long. RefSeq names its product MFS transporter. Bases 1 to 1725 code for a protein of 574 amino acids. NCBI's taxonomy places the organism in Eukaryota, Fungi, Ascomycota, Sordariomycetes, Xylariales, Microdochiaceae. Gene Ontology annotation, biological process: transmembrane transport. Gene Ontology annotation, molecular function: transmembrane transporter activity. The record is from RefSeq and is a predicted model, not a curated record. Gene Ontology annotation, cellular component: membrane. The transcript has 2 exons.